This is a messenger RNA of Paramecium tetraurelia, 826 nucleotides long. RefSeq lists its product as uncharacterized. Gene Ontology annotation, cellular component: nucleus. The record is from RefSeq and is a predicted model, not a curated record. Gene Ontology annotation, biological process: maturation of SSU-rRNA from tricistronic rRNA transcript (SSU-rRNA, 5.8S rRNA, LSU-rRNA). The transcript has 3 exons. Lineage: Eukaryota; Ciliophora; Oligohymenophorea; Peniculida; Parameciidae.
AUGAUUUUUUUUGGUCAUCAUCCAUUUCAUCAAAAUACUAUGCAAUUAAUCCUCUACGACUCUCUCUUCUUAUUAAUAACCAAAGCACAUUAAUUGACACAAACUCAUCUCUAAGCAUUUAUUAUUGACAUUAUUUCUUAAGAAAAAUUAAUAAAGAAGGCAAGAAAAGGAAAGCAAAAAGUGCAAAUUGAAUAAUAUAAUUUUUAAAAUAUGUUAAAGGAAUUAGAGAAAUAUCGUGUCCCAGAUAAUUUCACUGGAGCUCGUUUGUAGAUUGCUUGUACUCAAAUAAUCGAGAGUUGGGUAGCUUUGAAGCUUGCUUUUGAGCAUUAAACUCAAACGAUCCAGGAGAGUCCUGAGAAUAUCAAAAAGCUGAUGUCUUACUAAUUGGCAGCUUACAUUUAUAAUUGCGAGACCGAAAAAGAGGACUUAGUAUAAUUUCUCUCAGUGUAUUUGGAAUAAUACUUAUAGUUGAUAAUUGAAGACAAUUCAGAUCAAUAUAUUGCUGAGAGACUGUUGGAUGUGUAUAACGAUUUGGAAUAAGAUAAGGAGGGUAAGUAUUUGCAGUUGCUAGAAGAUAUCAGGUUGUAUAAUGAGCAGAAUAAGAAUCUUAAACAUGUGGCUAAUAUUUAAGAUUCAGAUGAGGACUCUGAAAAUGAGGAACCUCCUUAAUUGGUUCAAUAAUAGCAGCAAUAAAUGCAAGUUGAGGAGGAGGAAGAUAGUGUUGAUUCGGAUGGUUAUGAAACAGUUAAACCAAAGAAAAGGUACAAUAAGCGUAAUUGAUGAAUGUUAGCUUUAUAUAUAUUAAUUGUUUAAUUGGGAUUAAUAA